Pezoporus flaviventris is the source of this 2993-nucleotide messenger RNA. It is a transcript of the gene COG5, whose product is annotated as component of oligomeric golgi complex 5. Gene Ontology annotation, cellular component: COG complex. NCBI's taxonomy places the organism in Eukaryota, Metazoa, Chordata, Aves, Psittaciformes, Psittacidae. The record is from RefSeq and is a predicted model, not a curated record. The transcript is spliced from 22 exons. Bases 103 to 2565 code for a protein of 820 amino acids. Gene Ontology annotation, biological process: intra-Golgi vesicle-mediated transport.
CCCUGCCGUUCCCGGGGCGGCCCCGCUCCGUCGCGCGCUUUCGCCAUCAUCGCGGCGCGCCGCGGCCCGGGAGUGACGCGCGGGCUCCCGGUACCUGCCAGCAUGGAGGAGGCGGGGGCAGGCGGCGGAGCGGCCCCGGCCCCGGCCCUCGCAGAGCUGCUGGCGGACGAAUGUUACGCUGACUUCUUCAGAGAAGACUUUGAUGUGAAAGCUUAUACUUCCCAGUCUAUCCAUCAGGCUGUGAUAGCUGAGCAACUGGCAAAACUUGCCCAAGGUAUUAGUCAGUUGGAUAAAGAGCUUCAUUUACAAGUUGUUGCAAGACAUGAAGACCUGUUGGCCCAAGCAACUGGAAUUGAAUCCCUGGAAGGUGUCCUCCAAAUGAUGCAGACUAGAAUUGGUGCUCUACAAAGUACUGUUGAUAGAAUUAGAGUCAAAAUUGUUGACCCCUACAACAAAAUAGUGUCCCGCACAGCUCAGCUAGCAAAACUCCAAGCUGCCUGUGACUUGCUGCGGAGGAUAAUACGCAUCUUGUAUCUCAGUAAGAGACUUCAAGGGCAACUGCAAGGAGGAAGCAGAGAGAUAACAAAAGCUGCCCAGAGCCUUAAUGAACUUGAUUACCUUUCUCAAGGGAUAGAUCUCUCUGGAAUAGAAGUAAUUGAAAAUGACUUGCUUUUUAUUGCAAGAGCUCGGAUUGAGGUGGAAAACCAGGCUAAAAGGUUGCUUGAGCAAGGUGUGGAGACUCAGAAUCCUACUCAAGUGGGAACUGCUCUUCAGGUUUUUCAUAACCUUGGGACUUUGAAAGAUACCAUUGCUAAUGUGGUGGAUGGAUACUGCACAGUACUGGAGGAGAACAUUAAAAAUGCUUUGGAUAUCAAAGUAUUGACCCAACCAUCUCAAACUGUUACAAGAGGUGGCCCUGGUAGAGCUGCUAUGCCAACACCUGGGAACACAGCAGCUUUUCGAGCAGCCCUCUGGACAAACAUGGAGAAACUCAUGGAUCAGAUCUGUGCUGCUUGCGGACAGGUGCAGCAUUUGCAGAAAGUAUUGACAAAGAAAAGAGAUCCUGUGUCACAUGUCUGCUUCAUAGAGGAAAUAGUUAAGGAUGGCCAGUCCGAUAUUUUGUACAAAUUUUGGACUGCAGUAACUCAGACACUUUCCUGUCAGUUCCAGUCAGCAACAGACUCCUCUACAUUUUUGAAGCAAGCCUUCGAAGGAGAAUACCCUAAAUUACUGAGGCUUUAUAAUGACUUGUGGAAGCGCCUGCAACAAUAUAGUCAAAAUAUUCAGAGGAAUUUUAACACAGGUGGAGCUACUGAUCUCCUUACUGAACUGCAACAAAUGGAAGACGAUGCACAGGACAUAUUCAUGCAAAAAACCCAAGACUAUGAUCCAGAAAAGGCCUUGAAAGAUUCACUGCAACAGUAUGAAGCUGCUUAUUUGUCAAAAUCCUUAUCUCGACUCUUUGACCCCAUCAAUCUUGUCUUCCCUCCUGGAGGUCGAAAUCCUCCUUCUUCUGAUGAGCUUGAAAGCAUCAUUAAAACUAUAGCCAGUGAGCUGAAUGUGGCUGCUGUUGAUCCAGACCUCAGUUUAGCUGUGGCAAAAAAUGUUGCAAAGACCAUUCAGCUCUACGGUGUAAAGUCGGAGCAGCUUCUGUCUACGCAAGGAGAUGCCAGCCAGGUGAUUGGACCACUCACAGAGGGGCAGAGGAGGAACGUGGCUGUAGUUAAUUCUCUAUACAAACUGCACCAGUCGGUUCUGAAGGUCAUUACCAAUCAAAGCUCAUUUCCAGCAGCUGCUGAGCAAACAGUCACAACUGCCUUAAAGGCAGUCCAUGAUCUAAUGGGUAGUGCUGUUCAGCCAUUACUGAACUCUGUAGGAGAUUCAGUAGAAGCUAUUAUCAUCACUAUGCACCAGGAAGAUUUUUCUGGAUCAUUAUCCGGCCCGGGAAAACCAGAUGUCCCUUGUUCUCUGUACAUGAAAGAACUACAGGGUUUUAUAGCAAGAGUCAUGAGUGACUACUUCAGACAUUUUGAGUGUUUUGACUUUGUCUUUGAUAACACUGAAGCCAUGGCUCAAAGAGCAAUUGAACUUUUUAUUCGCAAUGCCAGUCUAAUAAGGCCCCUCGGUGAAGGUGGGAAGAUGCGGCUUGCAGCGGAUUUUGCACAGAUGGAGUUAGCGGUGGCACCGCUCUGUCGGCGAGUCUCUGACCUAGGAAAGUCCUACAGACAGCUGAGGUCAUUCAGACCACUGCUGUUCCAGACCAGUGAGCACAUUGCCAGUAGCCCAGCUUUGGGAGAGGUUAUUCCAUUCAGCAUCAUUCUUCAGUUUUUAUUUACAAGAGCACCAGCAGAGUUAAAAUCACCCUUCCAGAGGGCUGAGUGGUCCAUUGCCCGCUACUCCCAGUGGCUUGAUGAUCAUCCAUCUGAAAAAGACAGGCUUGCUCUCAUACGUGGUGCCCUGGAGGCUUACGUUCAGUCAGUGCGAAUGAGAGAGGGAAAGGAGUUUGCACCGGUCUAUCCCAUAAUGGUUCAGCUGCUGCAGAAAGCGAUGUCGACCCUUCAGUGAGCCAAUCUGUGCAACUCUCUCAAAUCUUGGCACAGUACUGCAGUCAUGGGUCUUCGGUGCCAUGCAGAUACUUGCAUUCCCAACUACGUAAGCUUUACAAGGAAAUGUGUUUACCUACUUUAUCUGUGAAACUUCUGUCUUCUUGCUUUACAUUUGCAUUACAGGAACUUAUUUAUACACAAAUGUCAUAAGGAAAUUGUACAGUUUUUAUGUGCUGUAAGUCUACAUCUAAUGAAAACAAUUCAGCAUUCCUUCUGAAUUCAGAAAAACUAGAACAUGCGCUCAAACACUGCAGUGGAAUUCAUGAGUAUCUCAAGUAAGGAAGUAGGUAGCUCUUGUAAGUAUGAACAGUUGGAUACAUUUUAGCCUUAUUCAGUACUUCUGAAUGCCAGAAUCAUCAGCUUCCAUCUAAAAAUCACUAAUUUUAA